AGCAACAGUAUUUGGAUGGCAUAAUUCAUAUCACAUGACUAAAGCUAUGGGAGAAAUGGCUCUUGGUGAAAUUAGAGGAGAUGCGCCUUUGCUUAUUAUAAGGCCUACUGUUAUUGAGAGCACCUAUAAAGAACCUUUCCCUGGAUGGAUACAAGGAAAUAGGAUGUUCGAUCCUGUCAUUAUAGCUUAUGGGAAAGGACAACUUCCAGGGUUUUUUGGAGACUCUCAAGUGAUCAUGGAUAUUAUACCAGUAGAUAUGGUAGCAAAUACAACUAUUGCAGCUAUUGCCAAUGAAGGAAACAUGCAUAGGCCACAUCCACAACCUAGGGUUUACCAUGUUGCAUCUAGUGCUACAAAUCCACUAUUAUAUUCUGAUUUUUUUGAAUACCUUUUCCACUACUUCAACUCACAUCCUCUUAUCCCAUCUCAAGAAAUUUCAAGAAUUAAAUAUUUUGACAAUUUCCAAGAUUUCUCUGAAUACACAAGAAAUGCAAUCAAUGGAGAUGAGGAGAAGAUGACUCUAAAAUCCCAAAAUCAAGCUAAAGCCAAAGCUGCAUAUGCUGACAAACUUUGCAAGCUCUAUGAGUUCAUUGGGUUUUUCAAUGCAAGGUUUGACACGUGGAACACACAGAAAUUAAUUGAAGCAAUGUCAAAAGAAGAAAGAGUUAGCUUUGAAGUGGAUGCAAGAAAUAUAGAGUGGAAGAAGUAUUUUGAGGAAAUUCAUAUUCCUGGUCUGAUAAAACAUAUACUCAAUGGCACUAUGUAAUAAAGCAUUAAUUUGUAUGUAAUUUAUUUAUACUAUACUUAUAUGUAUGAAUGCCUUUGGUGUUUCUCAAAUUAUGGUAAUAAGUAUCACUAUGUUUGAGGAAUUAA
Molecule: messenger RNA, 873 nt
Organism: Salvia hispanica
Lineage: Eukaryota; Viridiplantae; Streptophyta; Magnoliopsida; Lamiales; Lamiaceae
Source: RefSeq, a predicted model, not a curated record